AUGUCUGACAUCGCCGGCUACGCACUGCGCAGGAAUGGCUCUUGUCUAAGCACCGAACAAGACUGCGGCCCAACAAGCCCUCCAUUUCAUGCUUGCUGUCCCGGAAAUACCUUUUGCCCAGGGCAUCGGUACAACGUGAUCUGCUGCCCUGACGCCGAGUGCAGUGGUUCACUUGGUGAAAGCUGCGCUGAUAGCAAGGCAGAUCUAUUCUCGUCUGAAACGUUUGAUAUAGCGCGCGAAGGGUUUUGCUGUGACAGAGGCAAAUAUGCCUUCACGUCGAAGGAUAAAAACAAUAAAGGGGUUGGAUGUGCAGAUGAUCUAUCUGAUCUAAACUUGAACGUGCGCCAGUUGCCCGUUCUUUCUUCUGCCUCCGAUACACCUACACCCACGCCUAGCUUGGCAUCAUCUACUCUAAUAACCACAUCUCCAACAACCACGAGCGUAUCUUCAACAUCGACAAAUACUAUCUCGUCUGCAACGUCUGCAACUACCAGUGCGGCGGUGAAAGCCUCGUCAACCAAUACGGGGGCUAUUGCAGGCGGUGUCGUCGGAGGUGUGGCUGGUGCGGCAUUCUUGAUUGCCCUCGUUUGGUUCCUUCUACGUCGAAGAAGCAAACAACGCGAAAUAAACAAUUCACAUGGGCCCUCUACAAACAACCCUCAGACUCAACAAUACUUCUCACAAUCAGCCAAUAACCACCAAGUAGCUCCCUCAGAGCUCGAUGCCAGGAAGUCACAACAAGUUUCUGAAUUAUACGCUGGGCCGGUUACCUAUCGAUGA
Molecule: messenger RNA, 780 nt
Organism: Penicillium coprophilum
Lineage: Eukaryota; Fungi; Ascomycota; Eurotiomycetes; Eurotiales; Aspergillaceae
Exons: 2
Coding region: 1-780 (259 amino acids)
Source: RefSeq, a predicted model, not a curated record